This is a messenger RNA of Peromyscus leucopus (white-footed mouse), 1941 nucleotides long. RefSeq names its product Ras association domain family member 6 (gene Rassf6). The record is from RefSeq and is a predicted model, not a curated record. Gene Ontology annotation, biological process: signal transduction. The transcript has 11 exons. NCBI's taxonomy places the organism in Eukaryota, Metazoa, Chordata, Mammalia, Rodentia, Cricetidae. Bases 285 to 1292 code for a protein of 335 amino acids.
GCAACCUGGUAAUAAGUAACUGCUGCUGGCGCUCGCUCACUGUGCCCGGGAGCAGCACGGUGGGGCCAGCCAUGUGCGCUCCGCCCCGCCGGCUUCAACCAGGAGCAGGUGAGUGAGCAGGUGCCGAGACCAGGACGCCGAGACACCCGCGGGCAGCUCCGCCUCCCCACGACAGCAAGGGACGCUCGCCAGCUCGGGCUCCGCGCUGCUCGAUCGCAAGAGUCUCCUCUGCCCGGCGUGAUAAUAGCAGGGCAUCCUCGGAUCAUCUUGGGAAGAGGGAAAGAAUGACAAUGAUGGAUUACCAGUACCCGUCUUGGAUCUUUGUCAAUGAGAGGACAUUCAUAACCAGGGAACAACUUAAUUCUUUACUGGAGGCUUAUAAUGUUUUCUAUGAAAACCAGAAAAAUCUGCAUAUUUUGUAUGGACAGACCGAAGAUGGACAACUGAUUGUUGAAGGAAUGCUGGAUAUUUUCUGGGGAGUAAAACGACCCAUACAGCUAAAAAUACAAGAUGAGAAGCACAUCUCUUCUUUUGAUCUGUUGAAGUCAUCGGAAACAUUUUCCAGCAAAGGGCGGAUGACUCGCUGGGGAGAGUUUGAUGACCUUUAUCGUAUCAGUGAGGUGGACAGGAGCCAAGUUCUACUGUCUGAAGGAAGGCAUUCCCCAGAAGACUAUUUAUCUUAUCACAGCACCCUGAAGCUGUAUGCAGACGAAGAGCCAGAAUCCCCUUUGCUCUACAGGACCAUGAGUGAGGCAGCUUUGGUGAGAAAAAGGAUGAAGCCUCCCUCGAUCUACAGAAAAGACAGGCACAGAGCCUCUAUCAACGGACACUUCUAUGACCAUGAGACAUCUAUUUUCACCCCAACGUUUGGAUCAGAAACCAAAGUCAGAACAAAUAGUAACAUGAGAACUGAAGAAGUAAUAAAGCAACUUCUCCAAAAAUUUAAGAUUGAGAAUAGCCCUCGGGAUUUUGCUCUUUACAUUAUUUUUGGAACAGGAGAGCAGAGAAAACUAAAGAAGACCGAUGUCCCGCUGCUGCAGAGGCUUCUACAAGGACCAUCCAAAAGCAACGCUCGGAUCUUCCUCAUGGAUAAAGACACAGAAGAAAUUAGCAGUGAUGUGGCGCAGUACAUUAAUUUUCACUUUUCUUUCUUGGAAUCCAUUCUUCAAAGAUUAGAUGAGGAAGAGAAAAGGGAGACUGAAAGGAUAAUGGCAAAAUUCAAUACCGAAAGGGCCUUUAUACUGAAGUGUCUUCAGAGUAAACAGGCAGCGAAAACAGAGACCACCGUCUAGAAGCACUCACAGCACCUACUGCUAGCCUGUGUGCCUCACAGAGCUGGAGAAGAUACUGUCAAAGGAAUGGACAGUCGACCUCUGCAUUCUGGUGUGAAUGACCUUGAAGCCAUGGAAAACUGAAUGCCAAGCAGCCUGCUUCCUCAGGUUGGCUGUGGUUCGGAGUUGGACUGAGGCAAAAUUGCCCUUCAUUUCAGUAACUGAAGCCUGGAUACUGUGUAUUCCAAAUGUCAUUUAUAGCAAACUCCUUAGUGAACUCAGAUUUAAGUGGCCUCUGCUGAUAUCAUGCAGUUUAAACUUGUUUUUAUCUUGCACUCUGAAAAGAACUGAGACAUUUGCUGACUCACAAAUGAUUGGAAGUAAACCCUUCACUUCUUGAUGUCAAUGGGACACACAUUCUCAAGCCAUCAAGGACCUGAAUUGGCCGUAUUUCACGGCUGUGUAAACAAUUGAGCAUUUUCAUAAAAUUUAGAAAUAUCUCUGCAAGGAUUGAUGAUUUUUAACUCCGUAGUAUCAGAGCCAUCUGUCCUUUGGGAAUAAAAUUAUUUUGAACUCUGUAAAGAAACCUAAACUCAAGGCUGGAGAGAAGGCUAAGUGGGCCAGAGCACUGACUACUCUUCCAGAAGACCUGGGUUCAGCUCCCCAGCAC